GGGUAACCCGGUGUUUCAAGAACCGAGGCCGAGCCCUACCCCAAUCCCCAGUCUCCCCACUGUCCCCAGUUCCAGCUCGGCUUGUCGGGUCGGCUGUCGACUUCCAAUCUUAGUUCAGGUCCACGUCCACCUACCAGUUACCACGUGAUUACAGGGUGCAUGGAAUAAACCGGUUUUCGCUAAUUCCUGGGUUUUUGUUAUGUGUCACGAGAGAGACUCCGCCUAUCUGUAUAUUGCAUCACAUGUCUGCUAGUCUUCUGGGUGAAAGAAAGUCGAAUCCUCUGUUUGAUGUGAAGUACAGUUGUGAGCUUCUUACUGUGACAACCUGUGACCGUCCUGCUCACGGAGCUUUCUAUUUUUAAACGAAAGCCGGUAUCUAAAUCGGACGUCCCACUCAAAGCUGCAAAGGUGCAAAUAUCUAAAACUUUAAUCACUUGCAAUGGCUGCAAGGCAAAUCAAGAAACUUGCUGCUGGUGGAAUAGCCUUGGGUGGAACUGUUGCUCUUGCAUCAUGGGUUUUUGGAGAUGAUAACCACACUAAGAAACAAUUUGGUCAUGUUUUAGCUGCUGACAAUUUGAAAUCAAGGCCAACUAAGCCUUUACCAACUAGAAGUGAGCAGCUUAAAGCACUUGAAGAUGAAGUCUAUGAUGUCUUAGUUAUAGGUGGAGGAGCAACAGGAGCAGGAUGUGCUUUGGAUUCAGUGUCACGGGGUCUCAAAACAGCACUGGUUGAAUUGGAGGAUUUCAGUUCAGGGACGAGUAGCAGAAGCACGAAGCUGCUACAUGGCGGUGUACGCUACCUUCAAAAAGCAAUUUUCAAUUUAGAUAUUGAGCAGUAUAAGAUGGUCAAAGAAGCCCUUCACGAACGAGCGAAUCUGUUAGAAAUCGCCCCUCAUCUCUCCUACCCUCUUCCUAUUAUGCUACCAGUUUAUACUUGGUGGCAAAUUCCUUAUUACUGGUCUGGAAUAAAAAUGUACGAUUUAGUAGCUGGUUCCAAAUGCAUCAAAAGUUCAUAUGUAUUAAGCAAAGAAAAGGCCAUUGAACUGUUUCCGAUGCUUCGGAAAGAUAAACUGUGUGGUGCAAUCGUCUAUUAUGAUGGCCAACAUAAUGACGCCCGUAUGAACAUUGCCAUAGCUUUAACUGCCGCCCGUCUAGGGGCUACUGUAGCCAAUCACGUGAAAGUGGUAAGCCUUACGAAAAAUAAAGAUAGCGAAGGCCAAGAAAAAAUCUCCGGUGCGCAUGUACGUGACGAGAUUACUGGCAAAGAAUGGGACGUUCGGGCAAAAUGUGUCAUCAAUGCUACGGGUCCCUUCACGGAUUCCAUCAGGGAAAUGGAUCAACAGACGGUUAACAAAAUAUGCGCUCCCUCCGCAGGUGUUCAUAUCGUGUUGCCGGAUUACUAUAGCCCAGCCAGUAUGGGCUUACUUGAUCCCUCCACUUCGGAUGGACGUGUCAUUUUCUUUUUGCCGUGGCAGGGUUUAACUAUCGCUGGAACAACCGAUACUCCCUGUGAAGUGACUCACCAUCCAAGUCCGACAGAAGCCGAUAUCGAGUUCAUCCUUGGUGAAAUCCGAUCGUACUUAAGUCCGGAUAUUGAAGUUCGCCGUGGUGACGUCCUGUCGGCCUGGAGUGGGAUCCGUCCUUUAGUAUCAGACCCAAAUAAACCAAACUCUCAAUCGCUGGUCAGAAACCAUAUUGUGCACGUGAGUGAUAGUGGACUCGUAACAAUCGCCGGAGGUAAAUGGACUACAUACCGUUCCAUGGCUAUGGAAACGCUUGAUGCAGCGGUCAAGAAGUGUAACUUGCCAGCUGUUCGAGAAUCUGCCACUGACGGACUCCUUCUUGAGGGCGCUCAUGGAUGGACACCAACCAUGUUUAUCAGAUUAGUGCAAGAUUUUGGAUUGGAGAGCGAGGUAGCCAAACAUUUGUCGGAAACUUACGGAGACCGAGCGUUCUCUGUUGCCAAACUGGCUGCAUUGACUGGUAAACGAUGGCCAAUUGUUGGAAAGAGAUUACACGAAGAAUUUCCUUAUAUUGAUGCUGAAGUCCGAUAUGCUGUUAGGGAAUACGCUUGCACUGCCGUAGAUGUGAUUGCUCGUCGUCUUCGCUUAGCCUUCCUAAAUGUUCAGGCUGCCGAAGAAGCUCUUCCUAGUAUUAUUUCCAUUAUGGCCGAAGAGCUAAAUUGGUCAGAAGACGAGCAAAAACGUCAACAUGCUGAAGCUGUUAAGUUCGUGAGAGAAGAAAUGGGACAACAGGUUAACCGACAGAGCCGAGAUAAAAUCCCAAUCAACUUGUCUCGUGAAGAGAUAUCCAACUACAUCAAACGUUUCCAGGCACUCGACCAGGAUAAAAAAGGAUACAUCUCCAUCAACGAUAUUCGCCGAGGGCUCAAGACUGGAGAUCUAAUUCGCAAUCAUGAGAUUUCGGGAGAGGAAAUCCAUGCAGCUCUGAAUAAAGUCGAUCUACGAUUGAAUGGUCAAACUGAUCUUUCCGAGUUCAUACAGCUAAUGGCCUGUAUCAAAUCUGGUCGCGUAACGAACUCACGCUUUGACCAGUUGGCACAAGAAGCUCAGAAAAACGCUGAAGAAGAAGAAGCAAAAAGGAAAGCUAUACCGGUGGACCGCAGUGGAGGAGGAGUCUAAAAGUCUCUCUUUAAUUUAUAGUUUAAGGUGUUGCGUGGCCAUGGCCAUUUAGCAGCACACAUUUUAAAACAAAUUUCCCUUUUUUGAUCUUUAAACUCAUUGGUUACUUAGUCGUUGUUUUUUACUAGCAUUCAUGUUUAAAUUGCAUUUCACAUUUUAUCCCUUUUUCGUACUGAUCAAAACCCAACGGGAUAAAAUGGCUAAAACCCAGAGUUAUUUACCAUCGGUCAAUUCGAACAAAGCCAAAGUAUUGUGUCCGUCUAUUCUUUCGGUUGGUUGUGCAGCAAAAAAAUAUUUACUUUAAAUUAUUCACGUUGUAUUAUCCUCAUAGUCUGCACAGUGAGAUCCAUAACGCGUACAUCUUUUAAGGUCUCAAUAAUCGUUUCUGACACUUAUAUUGUAGGUUCCUAGUAAAUCUAUUCAGUGUAGUGUUGUUUUUCUAUUAAAGCACUUGUUUUGUAUUUCUCUUUCUAUAGUAAUAAAUAGACGUUUGUGCAAGAG
This is a messenger RNA of Daphnia magna, 3142 nucleotides long. It is a transcript of the gene Gpo1, whose product is annotated as glycerol-3-phosphate dehydrogenase, mitochondrial. The record is from RefSeq and is a predicted model, not a curated record. Bases 440 to 2641 code for a protein of 733 amino acids. Gene Ontology annotation, biological process: glycerol-3-phosphate metabolic process. The transcript is spliced from 15 exons. Gene Ontology annotation, cellular component: glycerol-3-phosphate dehydrogenase (FAD) complex; mitochondrion. Gene Ontology annotation, molecular function: glycerol-3-phosphate dehydrogenase (quinone) activity; calcium ion binding. Lineage: Eukaryota; Metazoa; Arthropoda; Branchiopoda; Diplostraca; Daphniidae.